Molecule: messenger RNA, 1512 nt
Organism: Hordeum vulgare subsp. vulgare (domesticated barley)
Lineage: Eukaryota; Viridiplantae; Streptophyta; Magnoliopsida; Poales; Poaceae
Product: alpha-amylase type B isozyme
Exons: 3
Coding region: 51-1334 (427 amino acids)
Biological process (GO): carbohydrate metabolic process
Molecular function (GO): calcium ion binding; alpha-amylase activity
Source: RefSeq, a predicted model, not a curated record
CAGUUCUCCAUCGUACUCUUCGAGAGCACAGCAAGAGAGAGCUGAAGAACAUGGCGAACAAACACUUGUCCCUCUCCCUCUUCCUCGUCCUCCUUGGCCUGUCGGCCAGCUUGGCCUCCGGGCAAGUCCUCUUUCAGGGCUUCAACUGGGAGUCGUGGAAGCACAAUGGCGGGUGGUACAACUUCCUGAUGGGCAAGGUGGACGACAUCGCCGCCGCCGGCAUCACGCACGUCUGGCUCCCUCCGGCGUCGCAGUCCGUCGCCGAGCAAGGGUACAUGCCGGGCCGGCUGUACGACCUGGACGCCUCCAAGUACGGCAACAAGGCGCAGCUCAAGUCCCUCAUCGGGGCGCUCCACGGCAAGGGCGUCAAGGCCAUCGCCGACAUCGUCAUCAACCACCGCACGGCGGAGCACAAGGACGGCCGGGGCAUCUACUGCAUCUUCGAGGGCGGCACCCCCGACGCCCGCCUCGACUGGGGGCCCCACAUGAUCUGCCGCGACGACCGGCCCUACGCUGACGGCACCGGCAACCCGGACACCGGCGCCGACUUCGGGGCCGCCCCCGACAUCGACCACCUCAACCUGCGCGUCCAGAAGGAGCUCGUCGAGUGGCUCAACUGGCUCAAGGCCGACAUCGGCUUCGACGGCUGGCGCUUCGACUUCGCCAAGGGCUACUCCGCGGACGUCGCCAAGAUUUACAUUGACCGCUCGGAGCCCAGCUUCGCCGUGGCCGAGAUAUGGACGUCGCUCGCGUACGGCGGGGACGGCAAGCCCAACCUCAACCAGGACCAGCACCGGCAGGAGCUGGUGAACUGGGUGGACAAGGUUGGCGGCAAAGGGCCCGCUACCACGUUCGACUUCACCACCAAGGGCAUCCUCAACGUGGCCGUGGAGGGCGAGCUGUGGCGGCUGCGCGGCACAGACGGUAAGGCGCCAGGCAUGAUCGGGUGGUGGCCAGCCAAGGCGGUGACCUUUGUGGACAACCACGACACCGGCUCCACGCAGCACAUGUGGCCCUUCCCUUCUGACAGGGUCAUGCAGGGAUAUGCCUACAUCCUCACGCACCCAGGGACGCCAUGCAUCUUCUACGAUCAUUUCUUCGACUGGGGCCUGAAGGAGGAGAUCGAUCGCCUGGUGUCAGUCAGGACCCGGCACGGGAUACACAACGAGAGCAAGCUGCAAAUCAUAGAGGCCGACGCCGACCUUUAUCUCGCCGAGAUCGACGGCAAGGUCAUCGUCAAGCUCGGGCCAAGAUACGAUGUGGGGAACCUCAUUCCGGGAGGCUUCAAGGUGGCCGCGCACGGCAAUGACUAUGCCGUAUGGGAGAAAAUAUGAGCAAAAUUGCGAGAGCAGCUCUACAAGUUCCUAUAUGAUACAUAUUAGUCCGAGCUCACGCUGUUCACAUAGUACAAUUUAAUACUUCCUCCAUGUAAAAGUGAGGAUGAGGGACAUGCAUUGUAUUUUUGAUAAAAUAAUGAUUUAUAAGGAUUUUCGCACUCUUUCUUUCUUUAAU